Molecule: messenger RNA, 939 nt
Organism: Anastrepha obliqua
Lineage: Eukaryota; Metazoa; Arthropoda; Insecta; Diptera; Tephritidae
Gene: peo
Product: protein crossbronx
Exons: 4
Coding region: 105-815 (236 amino acids)
Source: RefSeq, a predicted model, not a curated record
CACACAUUGUAUUUAUUUAUGUUUCGCUUAUAAUUCUUCAAUUCCUGCAUUAUUUGCUGUGAGCUGCUCUAUUUACAUUCUUAAAAACUAAAUCUGAAAAAAAAAUGACUCUGGAUGCACAUAAGGAAGAAGAUAAGCUGCUAACCACCAUACAGCAGGAAUAUAAAAUUCUUGCGGAAUAUAAAAUGAUCGAGUCAGAAAAAAUAGGCGGAGUUUAUGUGAUACCAUCUUAUGGAAACUCACUAUUGUGGUUUGGUGUUAUAUUCGUGCGUCAAGGCUUUUACGUAGAUGCGAUAUUUCGCUUCACAAUUCUUUUGCCGGAUAAAUUUCCCGAUGACAAAAGUUUGCCUACCGUUAUAUUUCAAAAUGAAAUUAUACAUCCACUAAUUUGCCCCUAUACCGGAUCUUUAGAUAUUUCAUGCGCUUUUCCUUAUUGGCGGAGUGGCGAAGAUCACAUUUGGCAGUUGCUGAAAUACAUACAGGCUAUAUUUGUUGACCCCAUUGAGUGCGGACGUCUCGCCACUGCAGGCGCUAAAUAUAAUAAUGCCGAGGCGGCGGAGUUGCUAACACAGAAUCGUGCUGAAUUCAUAGCGCGUGCAAAGGAUUGCGCUACGACUAGCAAAGAGCGUAUCUACGAUGAACCACCAACUGAGGAUCCGCACUAUAUAGUAUUUGAGAAAUUCGACGCCGACGUGCAUGGACCAGUACGUGAUCGUAUUUUUUCAGGCAAGGAACUUGCAGAAAAUGUAGCUGUGCCGUCGAAUGGGCUUUCCUGGGUAAAGGAAGGUGAAUUCAAACCACUCAGCGUUGACUAAUAAAACUAAGCACAUUUAGUAGCUUAUAAAAAUGUUACGUAUUUUUUUAAUUUACUAAUAUUAUAUAUUGCUAGUAUUUAACAUUAUGAAAAAUAUAUUUAUCGAAAGUUUAUCACAACUUUAA